GUUACGCGAGAUUGAGACAAAAGGAUUACGUCAACUGGAUCUACUUGAACCCCGACAGCUCUCCACAGCUAGGAUGGAAUUGGCUGGUGGUUCGGGAAGAUAAGUUCUCUUGGCCCAAAGAUGAUAGUAUCGAUGCGAUCAUGGCUUCGAACUUCAACUCCAAGAUGCAGUCUCGGACCUGCCGUUUGUCAACGAUCGGGAGAGGCCACGGUGCGGCUAUAUUCAAGUCUGUGAGCCUCGCUACGUUGCACAAGUGCGAGUGCUCCAGCAUCGAGGACUAUAAUAAGUUGAGGUCUGAGGUGUAUGGAAUUUGCACAGAUCAAGGAGUUGAGUCAGCCGUUGUCGAUAUCGACACUCUUGAGCCCAAGGGCGACCGCUGCGAGAACUACUCUGACAAUCGUGCCCGCAUGUACCCGAACGCCCUGGGCAUGCCAGAAUCGUUGCACAUCAUGUUCAACGCGUUACAACAUGCCGUUGAGAAGUUGCCAUGCCACAGAACUUUCAUAUCAGAUUUACGGAACAUAGAGAAUUUUCUGGCUGAUAGAUCGUUGAGGCGGUUGUUCGUCAACACGUGCCUCGACGAUUCUUUGAAAUCCAAAUUCGACCACUAUUCAACAGUGCACAUCAGCUGGAGGUGGGAGGUCCUUGUCAAGGCGCUCACUGAAUUGAUCCCUCGCUUUUCAAUUUUGAAAGAUCGCUUUGACUUGGGAAAAAUGAAGACAUCUCCAGAGCGGCAGGUAAAGACACACGUGAUAGACGAUGCGUACGCUUCCCUGCAGGUGCCGCACUUUUUAGAAUUCUGUAUCAUGGUAAAGACCAGCGGCAACACACUUGAACGGUUUGCGAGUCGCCUCGAGGGUUGCGAGUGCCACGCCAGUCUUUGGAAGUCCCAUAGCAACCACAAGAAGAAGACCCGACUGUUGGAACGAGACACUGGUUUCGCACAUUGCUUCAUGAAGGGGCGGCAAGCAUCGUGGUGGUUUGCCGAAGGGCUGGGCCAGUGCUUGGAGGCGCUGAAGAAGUGCGACUCCGACGAGUUGCAACUGGCCAUGGGCAAGCUCGACUGCGAGCCACGGGCGCAACUCCUUCGACUCCAGACCCAAUUGGCGGAUUCGUUGGUCGAAGAGCUUUCUGAUAAGUUCGCGUUCAAGGACGUGAUCCCAUAUGCGGCACUCAAGAUCUACAUGUGCGAAAUUCCUGGGGGGAACUUGCAUUCUGCUAGAAUGGACGCGGCAGAUUGCGUGCGUCAGUACGAUUCAGCAGUGGAGGCUGGCAGGGGGCAUCUGCUCCAUCGAGUCGCGCACUUACUUCUGCGACCUGGCACGCACUGCAGGAGCGAGCUCGACGAUUUCGCCAACGGGGUAGGGCACAGCUUGCGGGACUUCACGCACCUGCACUCCAUGAUAAUGAGGUAUGCUCUGAUACCGAUCGUGGGGAGGAGAGUAGAGGGGGCCCAUGCUAUCAUCAGGCGCCUCGGCCUCAUCGCGAAGAACAUGUCACCUCCGUGUAUUUCUGCUUCCAACUCCGAGGCUGAGCACUUGGCGCGCUUGGAUAACGAUGCGGAGUUCAAGCGGUAUUGCCAAUCGACCUGGAGUUCGAAAUCUCUUCUGAACGAUUUGUUGAGCUUAGUUGUUCCGGGAGAUGCAUUGAAAGAAAUGAGCAGGAAGGACAAGAUCAACCGAGUUUACCAAUGCGACCUCGCGUCGGAGUUCAAGGACCUCAGCGUUGAAAGGCAGUCCCAUGACACGUGGAAGCUGCUAACUCAACACCUACGGAGUGCGCAUCCAGGCUUCCCAUAUUCGUGGAAGAUCGUUGUCACGUAUUUGAAGGAGAAGCUCUGCUCUGGUAGCAUAUUUUCUUUACCGACGAGCUUGUACAAUCUUGCUCUGGUCGAUCAUGGGCCCGAUGAAAUCGAUAUCUCUGCGGUUAACCCUUGGGAGCAAGCCAUCGAUGUUAUCGGCCAUGAGCCCAGCGAGUUCCAGUUCGAUGCGGUCGACUCUGUUACAUUUUUUGAGGUCGUGAACCCCUGGCCCGAGAAGCGGAAGCAGAUUGCGUUAUCUCACAUUAUCGAAUGGGGCGAUCGCGUCAACGUCAGGAGGCGCCUCACCUUGCAGACCGACGUUUGUGACAGGAGCGUUACGCUAUUGUGCGAUGCGGACUAUGCUGAAACGCUCCACAUGCGCCCGUUAGUUCACGACUUGAAGCGGUCUCUGCUGUCUUUGUACACGUGGGCCGUGAUGGGCGACGGGUCUGCUUUGGGAGUGCGCCAGCGGAAUCUGGGAGAGCUCGAGCACAUCGUUGCUGCGCCUCGCAGCCUGGUGAUUCCCAGUGCGAGUGACGCGUUGGUCGUCGCGCUCCCCGACGUUGGAGAGUUGGCUCUGGAGCGGUAUGAGGCUACGACCAGCGAGAAGAUGGUGGCAUGUUUAGGCAAACUCCGAGACCUACAGCAUGGCGACGACCGAGACGACGAUCCUGUCUGGGUUCAGUACACGGCGCUGGAAGGCGUGCACAUGAACACGAUCCAAGAUUUGCACAAGGCUGGAGCAAUCACCGCCGUGAACGACGAGUUCGGGGAGUUGGUCGUUUGUCUGCAAAAGGCUGGUACUAUGUUCAGGGCAGUGCGUAAAGUUGGCAGGCCGCUGCAACUCUGUUUUGUGGAUAGCACCAAGUUUGCCAGCAAGCUGGACAUGAUAUUUGCUCUACUUCGUGGUGGAUGGAAGCCUGGUGCCACUAGGCCGUUCAAGAUACGUGGUGCGCGCAAGUUCAUGUGCAAUAAGGACAGGCCUUUGAGUUAUUUUGCAUGUCUUCUCCAAGUUGACAUGCUAUUUGAGAAGGGGUUGAAGCAGCUGCCGCACGAUUUGAAGGACUACCAUUACCAGUGCUUCCUGCGUCUUGCUGGACAUGCACUGCUCGCGUUCGAGGCCGACUUGCAGUCGCAUGGCCUCGAAGAGUGCAGGCGCUUGCUGCGCGAUGCCCCCGAGGCGCCAGUCGACGCGCCUCCCCUGGAGGACGACCUCGAGCCAGCAGCGUCGGUGGAGGCUGCGACCUUGGGCAAGUUUGGCCAGGCCAUGGAACGCCACUCUGGUGGAGUGCUCGGCGGCAACUCUUUGGUGGAUCAGCAAAUCUGCGAUCCAGACGUCAAGGCCUACAACAGCCUCGUUGCUCGCUGGAAGGGCAAGCCAUGCUUGCGCAAGUGGUGGCAUGGCAAGUCGGAGGCCGAUCAGGCUGAGUGGUACCGCAAGCAGCAGGCGCACGUUCCAGGUACGAAGCGGAAGUUCGACGAGAUGGAGGUGUCCGAGACGAGCGCCAGGAUGGCCGUGAAGGACGACGUCAAGGAGGACGACUGGAUCCCGCUCAACAUCUACCAGCGGCGAGUGGCCAUGGAGGGCGUCAGCAAUCCUGAUGCCGCCCAGGAGUUCAAGAGGAUCGUUGAGCGCGGCGAAGGCCUCUGGCGCGCUGGCCAGUGGCACGUCCACGACUACCAAGGUUUCAAGAUGCACACGGGCAUCCGCGAGGCUCAGGGCUAUGCCACCACGGGCAAGUACGCGGUCGCGGGCCGCGAAGACCUCGCCAGACGAGUGGAGGAGUGCUCCACCAAGUUAGACAGCCAGCUCCUCGCACACGAGCAGUCCUUGAAUGGUUUCCAGGCCGCCCCGUCUCGCGAUGCUCCCAACAUCCAGUGCCCCACGAACGGCGGCGUCACUCUCCCGCAGUGGCACGACCACUUCGAGGCCGGCAUCCAUCGCGAGGCACAUUGGGUAGGCCUCAAAGGGAACUCCCCCGCUACUUAG
Molecule: messenger RNA, 3791 nt
Organism: Prorocentrum cordatum
Lineage: Eukaryota; Dinophyceae; Prorocentrales; Prorocentraceae
Source: the annotation of a GenBank genome assembly